Messenger RNA from Saccharomycopsis crataegensis, 2520 nucleotides. RefSeq names its product 27S pre-rRNA (guanosine2922-2'-O)-methyltransferase (gene SPB1). Gene Ontology annotation, biological process: maturation of 5.8S rRNA from tricistronic rRNA transcript (SSU-rRNA, 5.8S rRNA, LSU-rRNA); maturation of LSU-rRNA from tricistronic rRNA transcript (SSU-rRNA, 5.8S rRNA, LSU-rRNA); rRNA methylation. The transcript has a single exon. Gene Ontology annotation, cellular component: nucleolus; nucleus; preribosome, large subunit precursor. Gene Ontology annotation, molecular function: rRNA (guanine) methyltransferase activity; rRNA (uridine-2'-O-ribose)-methyltransferase activity. Bases 1 to 2520 code for a protein of 839 amino acids. The record is from RefSeq and is a predicted model, not a curated record. Lineage: Eukaryota; Fungi; Ascomycota; Saccharomycetes; Ascoideales; Saccharomycopsidaceae.
AUGGCCAAGUCAACCCAAAAGAAAAAUGCCAAAGGGCGUUUGGAUAGAUACUAUUUUCUUGCCAAGGAAAAGGGUUAUAGAGCUCGUUCCGCCUUCAAGAUCCUUCAAAUUAAUUCCAAAUACAACAAUUUUCUUUCUCGCUCCAAAGUUGUGAUCGAUUUGUGUGCUGCCCCAGGGUCCUGGUGUCAAGUCGCUUCCCAAGUAUGUCCUCCAAGCUCCUUGAUUGUUGGUGUGGAUAUUGUUCAAAUCAAACCGCUUAAGAAUGUCACAUUUUUCAGAUCCGAUAUCACUUCACAAGAUUGUAAGUCUCAAUUGGCUGGUUUUUUGAAGACCGUCAAAGCGGAUGUUGUCUUACAUGAUGGUGCUCCAAACGUUGGUUUGAACUGGUACCAAGAUGCUUACUACCAAUCUAUUUUGACCUUAAGUGCUUUGAAAUUGGCAACAGAGCAUUUGGCUCCAGGCGGGAUUUUCAUCACCAAAAUUUUCAGAUCGAGAGAUUAUAACAAAUUGAUGUGGAUUUUCAACCAAUUAUUUGAAAAAGUCGAAGCUACUAAACCACCAAGUUCCAGAGAUGUCUCUGCCGAAAUCUUUGUUUUUUGUAAAGGUUACAAGGCUCCAAAGAGAAUCGAUCCUAAGUUUUUGGAUGCAAAGGAAGUUUUCCAAGAAUUGCCUGAUGGCAAACAAAAUAUGGAAGCCAAAGUGUUCAACCCAGAUAAGAAAGUCAGAAAGAGAGAUGGUUAUGAAGAGGGUGAUUAUUUAUUGUUCCAUGCCACUUCAAUUAUGGAUUUGGUCAAGACUGAUACCCCAAUUGAUAUGUUGGGUUCAAUGUCUCAAUUCACUUAUGACAAAGAAGACCCAGAGUGGAAAAUCUUGAAGAAAAUGAAGGAAACCAACACCGAAUUUUUUGAAUGUAUCAAAGAUUUGAAAGUUUUGGGUAGAAAGGAAUUUAAAGCCAUAUUGAGAUGGAGAAGAAAAGCCAGAGAUUUGCUUGGAAUUGAAGAUGAAAGUAAAAAGGAUGAGGAUCAAGUUGAAGUUGCUCCAUUGACUGAAGAAGAGAAAAUUGAUAAAGAAUUAGAUCAAAUGGCUCAAAGACAAAAACAAAAACAGAAGAGAGAAAAGAAGAAGAGUAAUGAGGUCAAACAAAAGGAAAUCUAUAGAAUGCAAAUGGAUAUGAUUACUGAUAAAGAAAUUGGUAUCGAAGCCGCCCAAAAUGGUUCUGAAGCCUUAUUUAAUCUCGAGUCUGUGAAAAAGGCCGGUAUUUUAGAUGACAUCAGAAAGGGUAAAAAGAGAAUGGUUUUCAACAACCAAGAUACUUUCAAGGACACCGAAAUUUUCACUGGUGAAGAUGAGAUCGACGCCAAAAAUGAGGAUAGUGAUAUGGAUUAUCUUGAUGAUUUGGAAGGACAAUUGAACUCUAUGCAUCAAACACAUAAGGAACGUCUUAUCGAGAGAAAUGCUAGCGCCAAGGCCAAAUUUGCCAGAGGAGGUGAUGAUGAAGAAUGGGCUGGUAUUGAAGACAAGGCUGAUGAUGACAAGGAAAGCGAUGCUGAUGAAAAAGAUUAUGAAUCUGAUGACACUGACGGCGAGUUAUCUGACAGUGAUGAAGAUGAGCAAAUUAUGGAAAUGAUCCGAAAGAGAGACUCAAAGAAGCCAGGUCUCAGUGAAAGAGCUAAAUUAUUAUUCGAUGAUCUGAUUUUCAAAGAAACUGAAGACGUUGCGCCAGUUGCUAAAAAUCAAAAGCAAAAGAUUGUCGAACAACCAGCUAAUAAAGAGGAAGAUAGUGAUGUGGAAAUGGCUGACUCUAGCGAUGAAGAUUCUUCAGGCGAUGAAAAUAAUGGUAAAAUCCAACUUGUCAGAGGUGAAAAAGAAUUCUCCAGAGAACAAGAUUCUGACUUUGAUUCCGAAGAGGAAGAAGAAACCAAUGGCAACUAUCAAUCUAGAGUUGACAUUGCCACCGUCGAAGCUAUGACUUUGGCUCACCAGCUAGCUCUUGGGCACAAAUCUAGACAUGAUGUUGUGGAUGAAGGCUUUCACAAGUAUUCUUUCCGUGAUCAAGAUGAUUUGCCUGAAUGGUUUAUGGAUGAUGAAAAGCAGCAUUCCAAGAUUGCCAAACCAAUGACUAAAGAAGCUGCCUACGCUAUUAAAGAGAAAAUGAAGCAAUUAAACGCUAGACCAAUCAAGAAGGUUCUUGAAGCUCAAGGCCGUAAGAAGUUGAGAGCUCUUAGAAGAAUUGAAAAAUUGAAGAAAAAAUCCGAGCUUAUUUACGGGAACGAAGCUCUUAGUGAAAAGGAUAAGGCCGAUGAAAUUACUAAAUUGCAACAACGUAUGAGUACCAUCAAAGGUGGUAAACGUUCCAAACCUAAGGUUACCGUGGUGGUUGCUAGAGGUGGUAACAAGGGUCUUUCAGGUAGACCAAAGGGUGUCAGAGGUAAAUAUAAGAUGGUUGAUGGUGUCAUGAAGAAUGAAAUGAGAGCUUUGAAACGUAUUGCUAAAAAGAAUAAGAAGAACGGGAAGAAAUAG